AGGGCAGGUGACCGGAAAUACAAGUCUUUCAAAAUAAAAGCCACGGCAAUAGAAGGAUUGUAGGAAAUAUUUAUUUUACUUACAGUAUAAACACAUACCAAGGCAUAUGAGAAGAAAAGUAAAUUCAUCAAUAUAAAUACAUAAACCUGGUCCGAUGGGAGCAUGUUAGCAACAGCAAUUGACUAUAGGCGGUUUAAUUUGGAUGUAUCCAUGAACACAGCUAUAAUCAUUAUUCAAUUAAUCGUUGCAUUGUUUCAUACAAAACAGUUCGUAAUAUAGUUUAUUUAAUGUCAUCUUUGUGUGCAGAGUUGUUGCUGUAUUUUUCCAUCAUAUUGUGCUGUUUCUUGAGUGACCGCAGAGCAUAUGAGGAGACGCAGAGUAAAGGUGUUUACCCUUUUCACCAGUAGAUGGCAGUGACGGUAUCAAUAGGAAGCACAUGUAAGAAUAACCAACUGUCUCUUUAGUUUUUAACUGUCAUCAUGUAUAGCCUUGUGAUCGACACAUGCUCACUCUUCCAUGUGGGAAGGUUUGGUUCUAAAACUAUACAAAUAUAACAAUUAAAUGCAUGAUAUAUAACUAGGUUGCAAAUGCACCAUGAACAUAAAAUGUCAUACAAAAUAAACGGCAUAAAAUAAGUCCAGAUCAAUAACCUGGUUUGAAUACAUUUAUACUGCCAUCUCGUGGUUAAAAGGAUGAACACCUCCUCUGCGUCUGCUCCAAAAGACUCUGCUCGGCGUUCACUCAAGAAACAGCCCAAUAGGGUAGAUAAAUAAAAACCUGUGUGAUAACAGCAACAACCCUGCAAACAAAAACAACUUAUUGAACUAUAUUACUUGCCUAACAGCCUUAUAUUGCCUUGGCUUUUAUUUUUGACAGACUCGUACUUCCGGGACAGACGCAAAACAAGGCAAUAUAAGGCCAUGCGUUGAGCUGUCUUCAGAAGAAAAAACAAAAGGAUUUGAAAAAAAAAAAAAAUCAGCUCGUUAUUUGAGUUCGGUUCUCUCGUAUGGUCGUUUUUGGUUUCAAACCGAAAAUGAAAAAAAAACCAUCGUAUUUCUGUAUCUUCGUUUUUUCGACUAAACUAUCAAACAAACGACCAGAACGUACACGGACCAGAUACGAGCCCCGUUGUUAGCGUGUAACAGCCAUCACUGGUCUCAUUGUAGUCGUUCCCUCAAAUGAAUCCUGCCAAAUGGCCUCCUUAUAUCACACAUGUCUCCUUCAUGUGCGGAACGCGAGAAUGUGAGCGAGGUGGGGCGUGACCGCACGCAGUUUAGUUCGGUUCAAAUUCAAUUCGCCUUGAAGAAUGUAAAUCAAAACCCCUUGCCAUUUACAAAGUGGGAUUGGCUGAUGGAUUUCUUUUUCUUCUUACGAUAGGUGGGUUGGGCUGCCAUGCUCUCCACCCACAUUAUCACCGCUUGCAUUGUUGUCAAAGAGACACUGCAACCAAGAUAGCUCACGUCCUCCUCCACUAGACAUUUUAACCAUUGUCUCAUUCGUGGGUAGCGUAACGUUAAACAUUUUUAAACAUCCAAAAAGUAGACACACAACAAGUUACGCCAAAAGGCACGAUCUAUUUAUGUUCAUGUAAAAGCUUAAGCAAAACAAUUCCACUCAAGCUCGCCAACUCCUAGAUCAAAUACGACGUCCUGUGCUCCUAACUGACGUUAGACGGGAGAGAAAGUGGUCGAGCAGGAACUAUCUUGUCAUGAUUUUGAACUCUUUGUUGGAUGUGCGCUGUGGCUGACAACCGUCCAGCCCGUCGCAACAACAGCAGCAGCGGCGGCAUCAGUGUCUCUAUCAUCGCGAACGCCGAGGGGAGUGAAGCGAACCGGGGAAGGAGAGAGAGAGAGAGCGAGAGAGAGCGAGCGAGCGAAAGGAUUUAAGGAUACCGACCAAGCAUGGCUACCCAAACGACUGCAUCAUGCACUGGAUCCACUCUGUUGCAGCCAAUCAGCGACAUUAUCAAUCUCCCUGUUGAUCAGGUUAACUUUGUGGCAUGUCAGCUGUUUGCCCUGCUCAUGGCUGUGUGGUUUCGGAUCUACCUCCACCCCAGUAAGACCAGUCCUUUCAUCAGACAUGUGGUGGCCACUCUGCUGGGCUUCUACUUGGCUCUCUUCUGCUUUGGCUGGUAUUCCCUCCACUUCCUGGUGCAGAGCGGUCUGUCCUACAGUGUGAUGGUCUUCGCUGGCCUGGAGCACAUGCACAAGUAUUGCUUUAUCGUGACGCUUGGCUACCUGAUAUCAUGUCAGGUCACGCGCGUCUACGUGUUUGACUACGGCAUGUACUCUGCAGAUUUCACAGGGCCCAUGAUGGUUAUAACACAGAAGAUUACCAGCUUGGCGUUUGAAAUACAUGAUGGGUUGACCAAGCGAGAGGGGCAACUGACUCCCAGUCAGAAAUACCUAGCUAUCAGGCGGAUGCCCAGCCUGCUGGAGUACUUGAGCUACAACUGUAACUUCAUGGGCAUCCUGGCAGGGCCCACCUGCUCGUACAACGACUACAUGGCCUUCAUCGAAGGCACGUGCUACCAGCCGCGCCACCAGGAGAACGCCAACGGCAAGGAGAACGGGAAGUACAAGCAGAGCGAGCCCUCGUCCAAGAAUGACGUCAUCUCCAAGCUGUGUACCUGUGCCAUCUCACUGGGCAUCUAUCUGUUGCUGUGCACGCUGGUCCCGGUGGAGCUCUCCAUAAACGACGAGUUUGUCAGCUCCACACCGUUCCAUCUGCAGGUCGUCUACCUUUACCUGGCCAUGCUGGCUCUGAGGCCAAAGUAUUACUUCGUCUGGACCCUUGCUGAUGCUAUCAACAACGCUGCUGGGUUUGGCUUCAAUGGAUACAACAAAGAUGGCUCCCCACGGUGGGACCUGAUAUCAAAUCUCAGAAUUCUGGACAUUGAGUUUGCCACCAGUUUCAAGAUGUUCCUAGACAACUGGAAUAUCCAGACGGCUCUUUGGCUCAAAAGGGUGUGCUAUGAGCGCUGUCGCAUCAACCCCAUGGCGGCCACCUUCGUGCUGUCAGCCAUGUGGCACGGGGUGUACCCCGGCUACUAUCUGACCUUCCUCACUGGCAUUGCCAUGACGAUGGCUGCACGUGCCGUGAGACACAACAUCAGACCACACUUCCUGGGCUCCGACUCGCACAAGCGCAUCUAUGACGUCUUCACGUGGGCAGCGACUCAGGUUGCCAUCAGCUACACAGUGGCGCCGUUUGUCCUACUCGCUGUGGGACCCUCACUCAAAUUCUACAGGUCUUGGUACUUCUGCUUACAUCUCCUCUGCCUGCUGGUGGUAUUGGCCCUCCCUGUCAAGUCGAGACUCCUGCAGGCCAAAGAGCAGCAGGACGGCCUAAAGGACAACCAGGCGGACCACAACAGCACAGACAACAACUGCAACCAGAAAGAAAAGGCCACAUGAGGCUCUGGACAGCGACACGCAGGAACACUGAGACAAACUAAAACCACUGAGAGCUGGACUGCGGCGAGUCUAUUUACCUGACAAAGAACCAAAUAUCGGAUGCUCUGAGAAUCCUAACCGACAGGAAACACAAGUCAAUGUUCUGUCAAAACUUCCAGUAGCAAGGAUGACAGCAAUCACAGUUUCUGACAUGGAUAAGAGACCAGGAUGUAACAAUGGCCAUAGUGUAAACUAAUGUGUGAUGGUGGUUACUUUACAUUACAUUAGUGGAAUUGGAGACUUCCAAGCUGCCUUAAACCCUCUAUGUACUCGGGCUGGUGAAAUAACAGUUGGACGGCACGUUGCGAGAACCAAUUUGCAGUUUCACCGUUGUGUUGUCAGUUUGUACAAACCGCUAAGACGUGUGCAGUUAUGUGGAGGGUUUUAGUCAUGGUCUGGAUACAAGGUGGAAAUGAAAACGGUUUAAUGUAAAAGAAACAUUCCUUUAUCAUCAGCUGCCAAUUUCAAACAGGCCUUAGGAUCCUCAAAACUUUGUUUGAUUUCUAUGUAUUUUUAAAAAUCUUUAUUGGAGAAGACUUCACAUUGUUCGUGUUUUGUAUUUAGAUGUUCGUGACAACAAUAUUUCAGAUCCAUUGUCGAUGCUUUUCCCCCUUCUUUCUGGGAUGAAUUGAAUGAUGACGAGUCCUAAAGAUGAAUUCAGAUCUCAUCCAUCUCCACCUGUGGGAAGUCUAAAAGAGGCACUCAAGAGUUACUGAAUGGAUUUCUGUUUCUUUUUUCAUAUCUGCUGCAUUUGUGACAGACAACUGUGUGUUGUUCAAAGGGACUUCAUUUACACCGUUGUGAUUUCCAUUUUUUCCUUUAAUGAUUUCUGACCUGGUUUCCAGGGUGUGAUUUGUUUUUUAUUUUGUUUGACCUGUGUUCAAAUAUCGUGCCUCUGUAAUACAAGUAUCCAAAACUAUUUAAUGCAAGUCCAAAUUAAUACAAUUGUACAAAUGGGGCAACAGUGGAUUGUUAACAUCACGGUUGAACACACUGUUGCACAGUGUUAUUCAUUGUCUUAAAAUCCUUCAAAUAUAACAAAUCUAUUCAAAUUACCACAUUUACUGAAGAUGUAUUUAAUUGUCAAAAGGUGUUGUAGCCAUAAUUAUUAUUAUUAAGUCAAUGGAAUGUAACAGAAAGUUUCCAAAUUGACGCACAGUGCAUAGCUGUUGUGGUAUAUGGUCUUCUUUCAUAUUGUGUGCACUUAUGUUAGAAUAGGUGAUAUUUCAGGUUGCAUUUACUGUAGGGUGGUUCCUCACAAGGUUUCGGUUCACAGCUCUCCUUAAGCCUUUCAAAUCAUCCAGUUUACUCUUUAUGACAUGCAGCAGUUCAAAACGAUUUCUGUAUCAUUAAACACUUUUUUUAUUUUAGUGAAAGAAAUGUGGUGCGGAGGAGACGACCCGAAAGGCACCUCUCUGUUGUCACGCCACAAAUAUCAUGCACACUUUGUCGUACAUUUAGUUUUCUUCCAAUUGUCAGUCAUUUGAGUUGGUUUGGUGCAUUUGUGUUAUGUAAAAUAAUAACAAAGCAGCAGAAGGAGAGCUUUUCCAUUCAUUUUCAAGAUGUUCUAACAUUAGCAUAUUCCUGCCAUAACUCGGUGUAUACCAGUAAUCAUGUGAUCCGUACAUGUCAUGUGGUCUCAUGUAAACUAUAUUUGUAGCCUUGUGUAGGCGACCGUGGCCCACUUCAGAGAAAGGGAUGUCAUUCUACAAACAAAGCGAUUAUUGCACUGCAUGGCCAACCAAACCAGCAGAUCAAUGCAAAUGGCUCCAUAUGUCCAAAGUGCCAAAUCAUGAAUGGCGCAUUUUUGUAUGUAUGUGAGCAUGCGUGCCUGCGUGUGUGUUUGUGUGUGCAAAUGUGUCCAUGUAGUAUGUGCGCGCCUGUGUAACAUAACGGUUAUUUUUGUGUCAGAAGGAAAUUUAUUGAAAAAUUUGUAUAACAGUCCAUUAAAAUUCUGAUUUAUGUGGCAAAAUAAAGAGAAAUUAUUUUUAAACACUAAAA
Molecule: messenger RNA, 5456 nt
Organism: Pseudoliparis swirei
Lineage: Eukaryota; Metazoa; Chordata; Actinopteri; Perciformes; Liparidae
Gene: mboat2a
Product: membrane bound O-acyltransferase domain containing 2a
Exons: 13
Coding region: 1902-3416 (504 amino acids)
Biological process (GO): lipid modification
Cellular component (GO): membrane
Molecular function (GO): acyltransferase activity
Source: RefSeq, a predicted model, not a curated record